AUGAGCCUCGACGAAGAUCUCAUGUUCUACGGUGAAAGACGACGACUUGCCUCUUACGAACCAAAACCGAUGAAGCAAGAACCUCCAGAACCACAAACUCAAGAAUGCCCGUCGGAAUAUUUUCAAGACGCGCAGCUACCUGAUGACUCUAUGAAUAUAGAUGAAAUCGGCAAGAUGUUCGACAUUGAUGUUAACGACGAUUCUCAGAAAAAUUAUGAGGAGCCAGAAGACGAAUACAUAUGCCCAGAUGAUCACUACGGAUGCUGCGAAAAACACAUCAUCGAGUUCGAGAUAGACCACUAA
Messenger RNA from Eruca vesicaria subsp. sativa (arugula), 303 nucleotides. The record is from the annotation of a GenBank genome assembly. NCBI's taxonomy places the organism in Eukaryota, Viridiplantae, Streptophyta, Magnoliopsida, Brassicales, Brassicaceae.